This is a messenger RNA of Alternaria atra, 1320 nucleotides long. RefSeq lists its product as uncharacterized. Bases 1 to 1320 code for a protein of 439 amino acids. Lineage: Eukaryota; Fungi; Ascomycota; Dothideomycetes; Pleosporales; Pleosporaceae. The transcript has a single exon. The record is from RefSeq and is a predicted model, not a curated record.
AUGACAAUCGUCACUAUUGACAUGGUAUCUUCAAAUACACAGAGUGGUAUGACAGCUAACUGUAAAAGCGCAUUAUCGCGCGCUGUGAGAAAGUUGAAGGCUGCUGAAGACACAGCUCUGGCUCAUCACUCGGGCAGCUCACAUGCCGCGAACGUGGCAGAUGACACUGCAGAUGAGCAUCAACCGGACGACAACGAGAACGAGCAAGAUCAUGAGGACGUAAUGGCGAUAAGUACACAAAAGGACACACACAAUCGUACUCGUCCCGCCAUGGUCUUCACAGAUAAAGAAGCAAAGCAGCGUCAUUCAGACGAGCAAGUCAGCUUUAUCAUUCUAACGCGCGACAACAACAAGCCGGAUGCGUAUGGAGCAUCGUCAGAAACAUACGGUCCACUUCCAUGGCCAGGUGUUGCUAAAGCAUACAACGAGAAGUACGGGCUGCGCGUCGGUCCAGCGGCGAUGGAGAAGCGCGCACGGCAACAUCGAAGCAGUUGGAUAGCAAAGCAUCCAACUUAUCCGAUUAACAUAAUGUAUGCAGAGAAGCCCAAGGCGCCGCAAGUUCGGCGCUCGGAAGUUCUGGCUGCAAAGCCCCAAGGCUAUUGCGUGCAAAGCAGCACCGGAAAGGAGCAGGUUCGUUGUACAGGCGGAUUUGUUGGCGCUGACCAGUUGCAGACGCAAGCCGAAUCGUUCCAAGCUCACGUCUCUAAUGAUCGUAUUGGCGGGUGGGUGCCGCCAGAUGUCAUUCGCAAUCGGGCGGACCUGAACAAGUACCUAGAUCAACUAAGGUCAGCACAAAUCGAAAGGUUUGUAAUGGAAAUUCUUGAUGCGCAGGACUUAUCACUUGGUGUUAUUUUGGCUGACCGUGGAGACCUUCUCCAGAGUUCGUCUGUGUUCCAACGAUCGAUGAACGGCAACAGUGAUGUACUGGUGCAGCUUCGCUGCUCGUCCAUUGCCGUCGUCCAAUCGUACUUAGACUGCACCUCAGUUGGAGGGCUGACCGAACUGCCAGCGCAUCUCCUUCGCGACGGCAGCUCACUUAUGAGAUUGUACUGCUUCGCCACGCAACUCGAAGAUGACUGGGUUCGUGAGCGGAUAUUGGCUCUGUGGCGUGGUUUUGCAGAGUCCAAUGCAGAAGUGAAUCUAGGGCUCCAAGAUCUCAACCUGCUCUUUGAAAGCACUCGCAUUGGGGACCCAGCGCGUAAUUUCUGGGCCGCUACCGUUCACACUGCGGGGUUGUCGGUUCAGCUCGUUGAGAUGUUUGAGUGCAAUGCGGAAUUGAUCGCCGAGAUCCAGGACGUGGUGGCAAGAGCUUCUGUGUGA